GGUAUAUUGCGUGGCUCAGACCGCGGUCACACUGGCCGUUCCUACGGUUCUUAAAAAUAUUAAUAUUUCCAGUUAAAUUUAAGCAUAAAAAGUCUCGUUGCAGCGCAAGCGAGUGUAAAUUAUAUUCCCAAUUAAGUCACGAGGGACGUUUGCAAAAUGAAGAUCAAGGAACUGCAAAAGACGGUGAACAUCGCCUGGUCGCCGGCGCAGCAGCAGCAAAUUCUCCUGGCCGCCGGCACCGCUGCCCAGCAAUUCGAUUCCAACGCGAAUUCUACUCUGGAGUUGUACUCUCCGAACUUUAGCGAUGCUACCUACGAUCUGGAGCUUAGGGCCAGCGUGGCCAGCCAGUAUAAGUUCCAAAAACUCAUCUGGAGCCCCGUGGGACCACAUCCCAGUGGCCUGAUUGUGGGCGGCUGCGAGGCGGGUCAGAUCAACAUAUACUCAGCCGACAAGCUGCUUGCCGGCAAGGAAGAGCCGCUCCUGAAGCGGCAGGACAAGCACACGGGCGCAGUAAGCGGGUUGGACUUUAAUCCCUUCCAGAACAACCUGCUUGCCUCGUGCGCGUCUGAGUCGGAAAUUUUAAUAUGGGACCUUAACAACCCGGAAACCAGCAUGAGCCCCGGCGCCAAGACACAGCCGUUAGAGGACGUAAAGAACGUGGCCUGGAACCGGCAGGUUCAGCACAUCCUGGCCUCUGUGUUUAGCACACGCUGCGUGAUCUGGGAUCUGCGCAAGAGCCAACAGAUCAUCAAACUCUCGGACUCCCAGUCUCGUGUGCGGUGGCAUGCCAUCGAGUGGCAUCCAGAGGCGGCGACGCAGGUCUGGCUGGCCUCGGAGGACGAUCAGGCGCCGGUGGUGCAGCUUUGGGAUCUACGAUAUGCCACUGCUCCAGCGAAAACAUACCAGAUCCAUGAGCGCGGAGUGCUGGGAAUGUCAUGGUGCCAGCAAGACAACGACCUGAUGGUUUCGUGUGGCAAAGACAACCGAAUUUACUGCUGGAAUCCCAAUACCAAGAUCCCCGAGGGAGAAAUCUUGUCUGAAGUAGCAACCACGGCCUCCUGGUACUCCGAUGUGCAGUUCUGCCCGCGGAAUCCAGCUCUGAUUGCCAGCGCCAGUUUGGAGGGUGCUGUUUCUAUCUACUCCCUGCAUGGAGGCACCCAUCACCUGGUGCAGACAGCUAACAAGAUUGCCGACUCGUUUCCGGGCAUGGAUCAGUUCGCACAGGAGCCGAUUCCCCAGCAGGCCACGCAAGUGAUCUACCAUGACCUAGCACACGCUCCCAAGUGGAUGAAGCGACCCUGUGGCGUUGCCUUUGGCUUUGGUGGCAAGCUAGUGAGCUUCGAUGGAACCUCAAAAACGGUGAAAGUCCAGCAGUUAACCACCGAAUCUGCUUUAGUGGAGCGGGCCAAUGCUUUGGAACGUUCUCUUGUCGAUGCCAACUACUCAGAAUACUGCAGGCAGAGGGCGGACGAGACAUUGGAUCAGCAUGGGCGCUACAUCUGGUAUUUUAUCAAGGCGAACUUUGAGCUAAAUCCCAAGGAGGAAAUGCUCAAUCUCUUGGGCUACAACAAAGACGACACUGAUAGCAAGUUCAACAAGUUUAUCAAGGAAACGGAGGGAAACUCGCAAUCGGACGUGGAUACUCUUACAACCCGCAUUUCGACACUGACCCAUAGCGACUCUUCGGAGGUUGAGUGCGAUCAGAGUACAAAUUAUAGCACCGAUAAUUCGCAGACGCAAGAUAACAAGUUUGAUGGAAAUGCCAUCGACUCACAAAAUCAAAACGACUUUGCCGCUCCUCCGAGGCCGCAAUUCAAGGUUCCCAGUGGAGAUCACUGUGAUAGCUUGAUUGCAGAAGCCAUACUUACGGGCAAUGUGGAGGCUGCCGUGGAGCUCUGCCUGGAGGCCCAGCGCAUUCCGGAGGCCCUGAUUAUUGCCUCCACGGCUGGCAUCGAGACAUUGACCCGCACGCAAACCCGCUACCUGCUGCAGCAGAAGAGCGACCUGUCGCACGUCAUUUCCGCCUUGGUAUCCCGUGACUGGCUGGACUUUGUCAGCCGCUGCACCGUGGACUCGUGGAAGGAGGCUCUGGUGGCCGCCCUGAAGCACAGCGAGCGCAAGGUGGUCGACAUCUGCGAGCGGUUGGGCGAUAGAUUGUUGAGUGAGUGCGCCUCAAGCGCGGAGUUCACACGGAACGCCAUGCUCUGCUACAUUUGCGCCGGCAGUAUCGACAAGCUGGUGACCGCAUGGUACCAGUUGAAGCGACUGGAGCAGCAAAAUCCCGGUUACAAGCCGAACACCACAGAGCUGCAGGAUUUGGCCGAGGUGGUGAUGCUGAUGUGCAAGUCCCUGGAACAGCAGGGCAUAUCCGUGGACCUAGCGGGACGGUUUGCCGGAUUUCUGACUGAGUACGGUGGUCUUCUGGCCUCCCAGGGAGCGCUCACUGCAGCGCUGCAGUACAUUACCACGCUGGGGGGCGGAGCCGCCAACGAGAACGCAAUUCUGCAAAGCCUGCGGGAUCGGAUCAACAACGCUGUGAACCUGGACUACUCCCAGCCACAGGCACCGGUUGCUGCAGCUCCACUUGGCUACCAACAGCAGCGAGGUAGGGGAUCGUUCUCGCAGCCGCAGCCAUCGGUUCCCCAGCCAUACGGCCAGCCAACAAAUCAGUAUGUCCAGCCCAGCUGGCCUGCACCAGUUCCUCCACUACAGACCACCUAUCCAGGAGCCCAACAGCCGCAACCGCCUCCGCAGAUAUUCAAUCCACAGCCCAUCAAGCCAGAGCCUUUGGCACACCCACCCCGACCCCUAAGCAAUGCCAGCUCCUCGGGUGGUCCUCCCCCGACAGGAGGAGCAUCAGGCUCUGGUGGAUCAGGACUUUCUGGGCGGUCCAAAUACGUUCUUGAUCCCUCUGUGGCGGCUCCAACCAGUUCUUAUGGCAUGCCGUACAAUCCCGUACCCGCCCCCGUACCCUCGGCAGUUCCCUUCAGUGGAGGAGUGCCUGGACCGGCACCCCAGCCGGCGAACGUGCCAACUUUUAAUAGCAAUGCUUUCAACACGAACCCCAUUGCGUCUGCCCAACCAUACAACCCAUCGCCAUUCAUGGCAGCUCCACAGAACCAAUUUUUGCCCGGCGUCAAUCCCAUCGAGACAAUGCCGCCACAAGCUGUGCCACCGGUCAUCCAGAAUGUACAACGCAAUCCGACACCACCGCCAGGCUGGAACGAUCCCCCUGCUUUGAAAUCAUCGCGGGCGCCCAAGCCGAAACCAGUUGUUGAAUCUAGUGCUGCCAUCUUCCAUCCAUUGUUCCCAGUCGAUCCCAAUCAAAACCAAAAUGGCUACGUGGACCCCGCUCAAUAUCAGAAUGCACCACCCCCUGGAGGAGCACAUAAUGCAUACUACAACCCGACUGCUUUUAACAACAAUCCCCAGCAGCAGCAUCAGCAAUCCUACCUUCAGCCGCAGCAACAGCUUCAGCAAUCGGGAAUUCCGAAUCAGGGAGGACCUCAGCAUCAGAACUGGCAAGGGCAGCAGCAGACGAUUGGCUAUACAGAGCAGCCAGCUCCGAUCCAGCAGCAGCGUCAGCCAGAGCCUCCAAAGGAGAAGCCACCACUUCCCGAGGAGUACAUCUACUUGCAAACGGUGCUGGAGGAGCUUAAGAACCGCUGCCUGAGUGCAACAAAUGACCCACGCACAAAACGUAAGUUUGUUGAUGUGGUAAAGAGGCUCGAAAAUCUUUACGACUGCCUAAGAGAAGGCAAGCUUACUCCCACAACGGUGCAAUAUCUGAAUCAAAUAAUACAGUACAUUCAAAUAUCCGACUACGCCAAUGCACUGGAAAUCCACACACGCAUUGCCUUCGGCACGGACUUUGCGCAAUGUGCGGGUUUCAUGCAGGGACUGAAGGUUCUCUUGCAAUCCGCAUCCGAGCUGCAGUUAGUCCUUCGCUAGAGCCUCCUUUCUGGCCGCGCCGCGCCAAGCUCACUAAACGUAUAUAGUUAUUGUGUCUUUACUAUGAAUGUCUAUUGUGUUUUGUAAACAAAGUGUGGUUUCCUUUGUUAAUGUAGGCUGCCAGAGUGUCAACGUUAUUCCGUAUAUUGAAAUAUAU
This is a messenger RNA of Drosophila rhopaloa, 4108 nucleotides long. It is a transcript of the gene Sec31, whose product is annotated as protein transport protein Sec31A. Gene Ontology annotation, cellular component: COPII vesicle coat; endoplasmic reticulum exit site. The record is from RefSeq and is a predicted model, not a curated record. NCBI's taxonomy places the organism in Eukaryota, Metazoa, Arthropoda, Insecta, Diptera, Drosophilidae. The transcript has 12 exons. The coding region runs from base 157 to 3951 and encodes 1264 amino acids. Gene Ontology annotation, biological process: COPII-coated vesicle cargo loading; endoplasmic reticulum to Golgi vesicle-mediated transport; endoplasmic reticulum organization. Gene Ontology annotation, molecular function: protein binding; structural molecule activity.